Molecule: messenger RNA, 2645 nt
Organism: Eupeodes corollae
Lineage: Eukaryota; Metazoa; Arthropoda; Insecta; Diptera; Syrphidae
Gene: tey
Product: protein Teyrha-meyrha
Exons: 10
Coding region: 735-2645 (636 amino acids)
Biological process (GO): protein ubiquitination
Molecular function (GO): ubiquitin protein ligase activity
Source: RefSeq, a predicted model, not a curated record
CGGGUGUGUUGGAUUGCAUUCUUGUGUCAGAUACUUUUGUAUCUUUUUUGUUGUUGUUGAUUUUUUGUUCCGUGUAUAUUUCGACAACUUCAACGGGGCAACGACGUGUAUUUUUGUUGUGUAUCUUUUAUAUUGUUGUCACGGAUUCUUUCGGUGUUAUAGGUAAUAUUAGAUAAUUGCAUUUGAUGAUCAUUAGGUGAUUUGCAUUUAAUAUUGUGUGAAACCCCAUAACGGAUAAUAAAUUUAAUUUUGUGAUAUUGAUAUUGAUACAGUAUAGUGGCGCGUGGGUUAUAGAUACAUCUGUGAAUAAAUAUAGAUACAAAUUAAGUAAUAUACACAGAAUUUGGUGUGUGAUGAGGUUAACGCUUGUUUCCGCCAGGUGUGAGAAGUCCGACGACACGACAACGACGACGACGCGGUGUAUACAUGCAUUGUGAUUAAUGUGGACGUGAGUGAAAGUGAAGAGUGUUUUAAAAUUACGGCGAGUACCUUUUACACCAACCUUCAAGUAUUAAUUUGUAUUAAAUUUUCGUUCAUUCCACAAAAAUCAUUUGCGGCAAUAAAAAAAUAUUCAAAAUUUAAAUCAAAUCGAUUUGAUAUGAAUGUGAGAGAUUGAUUUAAGUAUAGUGAGACACAUAUACGCAUAGAUACCAAUAUUGAUAUUUCUAUAAAUAAUAAAUAAACAAAUAAGAAAGAAAGAAAAAAAACAAUAUAAAAAGGAUUAUUUUUUUAUUAUGGAAAGUAACACAUUUGGCGGAAAUCAUUUGCCAUCGCAAGCUUUGGUUGUUCUAUCAGAAGCAGCAUCAGGAUUGCAUGAAGCUUUAAGAAAUCAACGGCCAUUCCCUAGCAGACUUCCUGACGCCAAAGACCUUCACAAUAUGUCCUUAGUGGGCAGCUAUGGUACCCACCUCCUGCACAGUUUUCACCCACAUCUCCUGCAAUCUUUGAACCACGGAAUGUUAGCAAACGGUGGACCAGCCAGUUAUUUUGCCAGCGAUCGAGGACUCUCGAAGCCUGUAUUAACGAAUUUUCAACUGCCUUCAGCAUUCUCACCUCCAAAAUAUAUUGGCAUAUCCUUGGAUCAGAAUCUAUUCAACAGUAGCAGCGAAUCCUUUCGAACGGAUUCAGCCAGCCCGACAUGCACAUCACAUGAAUCCUUGGAGGGAUCAAACGAUUAUGACGGUGAAAAGGGUGAAAGUCCACGAAGUAAUAAUUCUGAUCCAAGGGAUUUGAGACAUGUCCAUAGUAACAGUGGUGGCCAACAAAAAAACGGCAGCGCCCGUGGUCAUGUUCCUGACGUGUGUCCGGUGUGUGGAAUGAAACUCACUCCCGAAGAAUGGAACUCACACUUCCUAACCGAACUAGAUAGGCUUUAUAAAUUGAGUGCAGGCAUGGAGCGGGCGAAUUUACAAUCCAAUUAUAUGUUUGCCCCACCAUGUCCUGCCCAGGAGAAUGCCAUCCGGACUAGUCACAAUAGAUGGGAGACAUUCCAGAGAAUACGAAACAAUCGACAAAAUCGUCUAAGGAUAAAAGUACGGAAACGAAAGUACGGUAACGAUAUGUACUUUUUGGAUAAUUUAUUUUGCAGUUCGUGUCCGAUUUGCAAGCGAAAAUAUUCAAUGGAAGCUACAAAGAGUGAGGAAGAGCAACAACCUAAAGAAGAAAUCGAAACGGUCGAUGUGGAAAGUUGUAAUGACGAUGUUCCAGAUUCUGGUUCCGAAAUGAAUAGUUCGAGUAGUGUUGGUAAAUUGGACGGAGUUCUGUACAGGACUGCAUGUGUGAUAAAUAAGGAAAGUGCAGAGGAUGAUGUGACGAAUUCGAACAACAAUUGGGAAUCAAAUUCCAGUCCACAUAUCAGUGUGAAAAAUGUAAACGAGCUUUCAUCAACAACGCAUCAUUUCUACAAUGCAGACUCGUGUGGCGGCGGUGGCGGCGGCGAAGAACGCAGUUGCAAUAGCAAAGAAAUCGAUACAAAUAUGUGCAAUAAUGACAGCGACGAAGAUGUGAUCGUUGACGAUGAUGAUUCGAUGAAAACCUUAAACGCAAAGAAGCGAAAAUUCGAAGAAACCAUCAUGAACAAUAGAAAUGAAAACCACUCCCCCGAUGAUGAACGACCUCGUUCUGAGCCGCAAGUUACCAGUACAGAGCCUAAUAUUGAGAUGCCCAUCAUUAAUAAUAAUAACAAUAAUAAUAUUAACAACAACAAUAAUAAUAAUAACAACAAAUACAAUUUCGAAGAAUUACGUACGAAAAUUCCUGAUUUGGAUAAUGGUGGACAUCAGGGAACUGCAGGAGGAGCUCCAGGGCCAGCACAAACUGGAGGCGUUCCAGGCUCCGGUGGCGGAGGAAACUUAAUGCAGGACUCAAAGGUGGGGAUAAGUUCGGAUAAACCGGACGAAGAAUACAAAUGUUUCAUUUGUAAGACAGGUAUAAAGGAAUUUUCAUCUGAUUUUUUCCGAGGGCGGAAUUUGUAUUUUCACCAGAGCUGUGCGAAUGUUAUGUCGACUUAUCGAUUGAGCAAGGAUAUUCAACAGCAACAACAACACCACCAGCAGCUGUUGCAGCAGCAGCAACAACAACAACAACAGCAGCAGCAACAACAACAACAGCAACAGCAGCAGCAAUUAUUAGAAAUUAUAAUGUAG